Molecule: messenger RNA, 1851 nt
Organism: Rosa chinensis
Lineage: Eukaryota; Viridiplantae; Streptophyta; Magnoliopsida; Rosales; Rosaceae
Product: chaperone protein dnaJ A6, chloroplastic
Exons: 9
Coding region: 231-1550 (439 amino acids)
Biological process (GO): response to heat; protein refolding
Cellular component (GO): cytoplasm
Molecular function (GO): ATP binding; heat shock protein binding
Source: RefSeq, a predicted model, not a curated record
GAGUGCGGUAUAGGAGCCACGCAAUCUCAUCCAUACCAAAGCGCUUCCCUCACUCGGAGCCCUCCCUCACUUCCGCGCCAUCCACAGCUGCCCCCUCCACCACUCCUCAGCUCAUCUCACCUACCACCUCUCUCUCUCUCUCUCUCUCUCUCUCUCCACCGGUUCUUGAGCAUCAGGUUUCCUCUAUUGGCAUCGAACGUCAGCUUAGUGCUCACAGAAAAGUUCAAUAAAUGGCAAUUAUACCUUGUGGAAGUACAACGGUUGCUCAAUGGGGCAUUCGUCCUCAGCCUAUGCUAAGAUCCUAUGCCAUGAACAAGAUACGCACAUCCCAGUGUUGUGUUUCCAGCCAAAUAGGCUCUCUGGGGGCACAAACUUCAAGCAUCUUCUCUCGGGAUUCCUUGAAUGCUCUAUUCUGUGCAGGCUCUCAUACUUCAAAUCGCAGUAGGGGAGCAAGAUUCAUAGUUAGAGCAGACUCUGACUAUUAUUCUGUUCUUGGAGUGUCAAGAAAUGCGACUAAAGCAGAAAUCAAAAGCGCUUACCGGAAGCUUGCAAGAAGUUAUCAUCCAGAUGUGAACAAAGAAGCAGGGGCAGAAACAAAAUUCAAGGAAAUUAGUAAUGCAUACGAGGUCUUGUCUGAUGAUGAAAAACGAUCACUAUAUGACAAAUAUGGAGAGGCUGGAGUUAAAGGUGCUGGUAUGGGUCCGGGGGAUUUCAGCAAUCCAUUUGACCUGUUUGAGUCACUGUUCGAGGGCAUGGGAGGUAUGGGGUCCAGAGGUGGUGGUGGUUCUAGGAAUAGAGCGGUUGAUGGCCAGGACGAGUAUUAUAGUCUCGUCUUGAAUUUCAAAGAAGCAGUUUUUGGGGUUGAAAAAGAGAUUGAAAUAAGUCGAUUGGAGACCUGUGGAACUUGCAACGGUUCAGGUGCUAAAGCAGGAACCAAGCCAUCCAGAUGCAGCACAUGUGGUGGGCAAGGUCAGGUUGUUCAAUCGGCAAGGACUCCUUUGGGUGUCUUCCAGCAAGUGAUGACAUGCUCUUCCUGUGGCGGAACUGGGGAAAUAUCCACCCCUUGUAACACUUGCUCUGGGGACGGUCGUGUGAGGAGGACAAAGCGAAUCAGUCUGAAAGUUCCAGCUGGUGUGGAUGUAGGCAGCCGUUUAAGAGUUCGAAAUGAAGGCAAUGCUGGAAAGCGAGGUGGGUCUCCGGGUGACCUAUUUGUUAUUAUAGAAGUUAUCCCAGACCCUGUCCUCAAACGUGAUGAUACCAACAUUAUGUACUCCUGCAAGGUGUCCUAUAUUGAUGCAAUUUUGGGGACUACAAUUAAGGUUCCAACAGUUGAUGGCAUGGUUGAUUUGAAGAUUCCAGCAGGAACUCAACCAAACACGACCCUUGUGAUGGCAAAGAAAGGUGUUCCCCUCUUAAACAAAAGCAACAUGAGGGGUGAUCAGCUGGUGCGAGUGCAGGUUGAAAUCCCAAAGAGAUUAAGCAGUGAUGAAAAGAAGCUCAUCGAGGAACUUGCGAAUCUGAGCAAAGGAAAGGCUGCAAGCAGGAGAUAGUUGUUUCUGGUCAUUUGUUUCAUCCAUAUAGUGCUGAGGCCAUCAGUAGUUAUUCUUUUGGUGCAUCUUUUUGGAACAUUGAUGCGCACUGUGGAAUUCGUCAAUUUUGAAUCAGUUGGACUGGGGGAGGGGAUGAUAUCUGUAGUUGUAGGUUAAAUUAUCUGAUAGCUUGCAUCUUUAGGUGAGGGACCUAAAGAAGGUACAGAAGAUUUUAAACACAUCUUUCUCAUCGAAUUAACGCUUUGUUGUUGCCUUUUUCAUUAGUAGUAAACAUGAAAUUAGUAUAACAUGUCUUCUCUUA